AUGUCGGGCCCUUUAUCUCCGCCACAUCAUCACUCGGAUGAACGACAUGUCACCGAAACAAGCGCUCUUCUGUCGCCAGAUCUAGGUGUAGCAAUUCCAGGAACAGAAAGCAAUGGAGGAUACCAGUCCACAGCCUCGAACCCAACUGAGACCUCGGACGAUGGCCAUAUUGCAGCGAACCAGUCGCUCUCCCGCACGCGUGCAAUCAGCGCCGCAUUCUUCUUAGGUUGUCUGAUAUUCCUACAGGCGGUAAACAUCAGCCUUCUCACAACCACUCAAAGUGUCAUUGCCAAUGAUCUCGAUGCGUUCGAGAAGACCUCAUGGUUCACCUCAGCCUAUUUGAUCCCAAUGUCAGCUCUGGGCCCGUUGAUGGGAAAGCUGAGUUCCGUGUUCUCGCCAAGGCAUUGCAUCCUCGUCUCUGCGGUGAUCAUGGCCAUUGGGUCUUUGCUAUCUGCAUUUGCACGCACUUUCGAAGCAUUCAUUGUUGGGAGGGCUGUUGCUGGUGUUGGUGCUUCGGGUGUCUUUACGGUAUCGAUCAUCAUCGUACUGGAACUCACAGGAGCACAGCGAAGAGGGUUGGGUAUCGGGCUUCUAAACUCUGGUUAUACCAUCGGCGUUGCAAUCGGCGCCUUUGCUGCAGGCGCACUUCUGCCAAUCACUGGUUGGCGAAGUCUCUUCUGGAUGCAAAGCCCUUUGGCUUUGGUCGCUGGGUCYGCUCUUUAUUUCACCAUUCCGGCGUCGUUCACCUCCAGCAGUACUGUUUCCUCGAGUAAAAGUACAUGGCAUCGUCUUCGUUGCCUUGACUAUCUUGGCGCCUUGACGUUGACCACGACUCUUGUCCUUCUCUUGUACGCCUUGUCGGCUCCAAAAAAGAUUCCGAUCCUUCCUCUCCUUCUGGCUCUCCUCACCGCAGCGACAUUCAUACUCAACGAAGUCUACCUUGCGUCGGAUCCUGUCAUACCAAUAUCGCUCCUGAGAUCACGGGGACUCCUCCUGAGCUGUCUCGGCACGGUCGGCUUCAUGAUGUCACGUUGGAGUGUAUUAUUCUUCACGCCAACAUAUGCCAUAGCCAUAAAACAAUGGGCUCCGUCGUCAGCAGGCGGCCUGCUGAUUCCGACCAACCUGGGCUUUGCUGUCGGCGGACUAUUGAUCGGUUGGGUGCACAUUCGCCGUCAAGGAAGCUUCUAUCUUCCGACUUUGAUCACAUAUGCACUGUUCCCGAUAACGCUCCUUCUGCUUGCUUUAUUGACGAGAGGCGAUUCGUCCACGGUGUUGUUCAUUGCAGUUCUAUUUCUCAGCGGUCUUGUCACUGGAGCGGCUUUGAAUUACGGAAUGGCCCACGUCCUUCACCUCACGCCGAAAGAGACGCACUACGUUGCAACCGCAUUGUUGGCCACUUUUCGCGGCUUCGCAGGUUCAUUCGGUUCUGCCAUUGGCGGCGGACUCUUCACGAGGACUCUCAAUGACAGACUCACUACUCAUUUCGCCGAGCGUGGAAUUACGAACGACGCCCUCGUACGAAAGCUCCUAGGCUCUCCGGCAUUGGUAGCAUCACUCAGCGGCAAGGAGCGUGAAAUUGCGGUGACAAGUUACGAAGAAUCGCUCAAGGUUCUUUGGUUGGCUAUGGCUGGAGUGGCAGUACUGAUGGUGUUUGUCCAAGCCGGGACAGGCUGGAAAGGGCACCGGCAGGACAAGACGCUGACAACUGUGGAGAGCGAUGUGCUACCAUCAGAGUAG
Molecule: messenger RNA, 1737 nt
Organism: Ramularia collo-cygni
Lineage: Eukaryota; Fungi; Ascomycota; Dothideomycetes; Mycosphaerellales; Mycosphaerellaceae
Product: related to MFS multidrug transporter
Exons: 2
Coding region: 1-1737 (578 amino acids)
Biological process (GO): transmembrane transport; basic amino acid transport
Cellular component (GO): fungal-type vacuole membrane
Molecular function (GO): basic amino acid transmembrane transporter activity
Source: RefSeq, a predicted model, not a curated record